AUGAGUGACCUAGGGAAGAACCUCCUACUCUUGAGGUUACCGAAUGAGCAUGGGGAUAUAGACCCCCAUCGAGGAAGUGUUACUGCACACACUCUGGAGCAAGACCUAGGCCAGGAAUAUCCACCCGGCACUAGACGUAUAAAUAACCAACUCCGUCACAACAAUCGCCCUAUCCGGUGCAAAGGGGACUUCUGGGUCUACGAAGACAAUAACAGAUUCGCCCCUCCGAAUUACGAUAACUGCUCAUACCGAAACGGGUGUUAUUACUUCACCCUUGAAGACGGAACAGAAGAAGAGGAUAUUUGGAACGAAGAAGAGAGCCAGUGGGAACUAGCACCCCAAUACAGGGAACCGGCGCCGAAAUUCAUGCUCCAAUGCCUCCUUCUUUUCGCAGCAGAAUCCGAUCGGUACAAGACCGAUCAAGACAAGAUAUCCCUUGUGCUCUCAUGCAUGAGAUAUGGCACGGCAGGAGCUUGGGCUGAGAACUUCCUCCUCAAAUCAGUAGGAGUGGACCCUCCCACUGAUUUAGGCAAGACCGAUAAAGCGCGAAGCGCACUCAUGGCCUUCUCCCAAGGACAAAUGACGGUUGAUGAAUACUCCAACCAAUUCAUUCUCAUUGCUGCCGAUGCCGACAUCUCCGACAAGGAGCAAGUCCCUUACUUCCAACGCGGGUUAGACCCGCGCGUCAUGGACAAAAUAUAUGACAAGGAAGUUCAACCAAAGGACACCAUUCAGGAUUGGAUUAACACCGCCUGCGAAAUAGACGGACGACUCCAAGCUAGAUCCGCUCAAAAGGCCAUCCUUGCCAACUCCACCUCCUUUCGCAGCGAUUAUUUGAAUCGUUUCCACACUCAACCAGCCGUCCGUUAUAACUCCACAACUGCCCCUCGCAGAAUGAACAACCAGGUGGUUGACAUGGACAUCGACACUACCAGGAAGCGUAACGCCGAAAGUCAAAAGAGAAAAUUUGACGGCAAGCGAACCACCUCUUGUUCAAAUUGUGGAAAGUUAGGGCACUCUGGCGCUAACUGCUGGUCGGCCUGUAGAAGCGUUCAACCAGUUCAAGGAAACUCGAAGAGACGCUUGGGUACGACAGGGAGAAGAAACCACGUGGUCGAUUUGGAAGGAGAAGACGACGCACCCGCUAUGGGAGACCAAGCGGGAAUAUAUCGAGGAGUGGAGACAGAGGAUGUUCCUCGCAACGACCAGCGGGUACCACAACCUGGUCCUUCGAUGGAACGUCUUUACUCUGCCCCAUCUGGACGACCCCAAAAAGACCAUGGGCAACGCGUUAUGUUACCUGACGGACGACAGGGAGACGGAAGCAUCAGUCAUUCUGCUCGGAUCGGAGCAGUGCUAGGAGAACUAGGAGAAGAUGAAGCCAGAGAAGUAUCAAACAGGGAUCAAUACGCUGGAGCAAAGGCGACCAUCGACUCAGCAUGCGAAGGGGUUAUAGUAAACGAGACAUGGGUCAAGAGACAUCGUUUCCCCACCUAUACACUCAACAACCCCAUUCGCGUCCGGAACGUCGAUGACACCAUUAAUAAAGCAGGAAAAGACGACCUCAUCCUAGGAACAGAUUGGUUGAAAUACCACGAUCCCUCCAUCGAGUGGAGGCGACGUGAAGUGCACUUUGAUUGGUGCCCCCAGAAAUGCCAACAACCACAUGGGUUCACUAGGGCAAGGGAAGAACCGCAAAACAAUAAGUGGUUGUCAGAUGUGGAGCCACGGCACAAACCACACAUUAGCGAGUGCGAAAAACAGCGCCUAGAACAUCUCCGAAGACUAUCGGAAGAUGUCGGACUCCGCGAUCAUAGCGGAACGUUUGGUGUCCAAUUACGAGCAUACCUCAAAAGGAAAUGGCUCCUACGGGACAUAAGGAAAUACGCAGAAGAGAAACGGAAGGCUCAAGCCAAACCACCUCUUUCACCAAACGGGGGAGAACCUGAUCUCCCACACAAAAACUCAGGAAAACAGGCCAUAGAGGAACCAGUUAUUCGGAAACUGGCUCCCGAACCGUCAGGAUUUGCCAGCUUCGACCAGGACUUGGAGGACGAAAUCGUCGUCACCAAUCUAAAGGAAAGAGUCCCCAAGGCGCAUCACGAAUUUUUGGACAUCUUUAGCGAACGAAAGUCGCAGCGACUCCCAGAGCACACUUACUGGGACCACGCCAUAGACCUGAAACCGACUUUCAAACCUCAAGCGUCCAGAUCUAAGUGA
Messenger RNA from Heterobasidion irregulare TC 32-1, 2220 nucleotides. RefSeq lists its product as uncharacterized. Bases 1 to 2220 code for a protein of 739 amino acids. The record is from RefSeq and is a predicted model, not a curated record. Gene Ontology annotation, molecular function: zinc ion binding; nucleic acid binding. NCBI's taxonomy places the organism in Eukaryota, Fungi, Basidiomycota, Agaricomycetes, Russulales, Bondarzewiaceae. The transcript has 7 exons.